CUUUUUGAUAAGUGCACUCAACUUCGAGCAACAGCUGUUCCUUACAGCUGUUUAAACGGCAACAGUUUCAUUUGUAUCCGUUAAGUUGCCGUUGGAGUUAUUUAUCAAUUAAAAUAAUGCAAUAUAGCUUAUUAAGUGUGGCCUUUAGGCAAUACAGGCUUUUGGCGAGGCAUCAUGCAAAAUUCGUCAAACGUUGUUACAGUUCAGAUAUUAGAAACAUUGGUAUUUUAGCACAUAUUGACGCAGGCAAAACAACAACAACAGAACGUAUGCUUUUCUAUGCGGGCAAGACACGGUCCUUGGGUGAAGUUCACCGCGGAAACACGGUAACGGAUUACCUCACACAAGAGCGCGAACGAGGCAUUACAAUAUGUAGUUCAGCCGUAACGUUUGGCUGGAAUGGUAAGCGUAUUAAUCUGCUGGACACGCCCGGUCAUAUUGACUUUACAAUGGAGGUAGAACAGUCGCUAUAUGCAGUUGAUGGCGUUAUUAUUGUGCUGGAUGGCACCGCAGGUGUGGAAGCGCAAACAGUUACCGUUUGGACACAGGCUGACAAACACAAUCUGCCGCGGCUUGUGUUCGUCAACAAGAUGGAUCGCCCAGAUGCCAAUUUUGAUAAAUGCGUUGACGACUUGAAGGCGAAACUGGAUGCUAAGCCCAUUUGUAUGCAAAUUCCGGCAAAGAAUAUUGAUGGACAGUUGGGCAUAUACGAUGUGAUAACAAUGGAGCUCUUAACCUGGCAACAAAAAGAUUUAGGUCGUACUUAUAAUAAAGUUAAAUUGGAAGCUUCCGAUGAGCUGCGACAAUUGCAGGAUAAGCGCAAUGAGUUGAUCGAUGAGCUAUCUGGAAUUGAUGAUGAACUGGCUGAAGUGGUCAUUAGCACUGAGAGCUUUCACAACAUCAGUAGUGAGCUAAUUGUGCAGGCCCUGCGACGCGCAACGUGCAGCCAGAAGGUUGUGCCCGUUCUGUUGGGCUCCGCAUAUAAAAAUAUUGGCAUACAAUGUUUGAUGGAUGCUGUGAAUGCUUAUUUGCCAACACCCGCUGAACGAAAUCAAAUCUACAAUUGUUUUGGCAAUGAUUUGGCGGGCAAAGUAUUCAAAAUUGUGCACGAUAAACAGCGCGGCCCACUCACUCUGGUGCGCCUGAUACGUGGCGAGCUGAAGCGAGGAAUGCGUGUGCUCGGUUCGCGUGGACAGGCGGAGGUUAUUACGAAAAUUUAUGAGCCACUGGCUGAUGAAUAUCGAGAGGUGAACUCCAUCCAGGCGGGCGAUGUGGCGAUAUGCUCGGGUCUGAAGUCCACAGUUACUGGUGAUCUGCUUACGACCAGUCACACAUCCUUGAAGAAUGCACAGAAACGUUUUCUGCAAAGCCAGGACUCCACGGUCCCCCAAAAAGAUAAUGAUGACGGGGAUGAUGAGCUGGAUGUCAGUCAUGGGCUGUUUUCGUUUGAGCCCAAAAUACCUGAUGCAGUCUACUUCUGUUCUAUCGAACCGCCCAGCAUAUCAUCUCAAACGGCAAUGGAACAGGCGCUCAAGCAACUCCAGCGUGAAGAUCCCAGUCUGCGUGUUAGCUACGACUCCGUAACCGGGCAGACGGUGCUUGGCGGCAUGGGGGAACUACAUAUGGACAUUGUUAAAUCACGUCUGCUCACUGAAUACAAAAUUGAUGUUGAUCUGGGUCCGUUGCAAAUUGCGUACAAGGAGACCAUCGAAGCACCUGCCAUAACGACUUUGAGCGUGGAAAAAGAAAUUGCGGGCAGCAAGCAAAAUGUGAAUAUAACGCUGGAAGUUGUCAAUAAUCAGACCGAGCUUUUCAGCCUAGAUAAAUCACCUGAGAAUUUGCCAAAUCUGAAUGUUCUACGUCCUCGACUUCUUCAAGUGGUGCGCAAAGGAGCAACUGCUGCUUUGGAGCGUGGACCGCGAGUUGGCGGUCAAGUGGUGGACACUCAGAUUCGUCUCCAUAAUAUCACAGUGGGGCGUGGCACUGCCGACUCGUUUGUCAUGGCUGCGGCGGCACAGUGCGUACAAAAGGUCCUGACCACAAGCGGCACACGGCUAUUAGAGCCUAUCAUGUCCAUUCAAAUUGUAGCGCCCAAUGAGCGUAUAUCGGGAAUUAUAGCUGAUCUGUCAAGGCGUCGCGCAAUUAUAAAAGACGUAGCGCCCAAAGGCGACAGGAAUAAGUUGAUAUUUGUGAAUGCGCCGUUGGCCGAGCUAUCCGGCUAUUCCAGUGCACUGCGUACGAUCAGCUCCGGCACGGCCAGCAUGACAAUGCAGCCAUGCGGCUUCUCAGAAAUGAACCCCUUAGAUGAGGCGAUAGCCGUGCGUCGUGCUCAGGGAUUGGAAUGACACGAUGCCACACUGAUGGUUAUCUAGUUUUAAUUAACAUAGUUCCCAAUAAAUGUUAUGCCCAGUAGCAAAUGCAAAGUUUGUCGAAGUUUUGUUAUCAUUAGAUUCACAAUAAUAAUGCAUUCGUUUUAGAAAUAGUUUUUGAACUGACCAGAAUUUAGUAUUUUAAAAUUUGUUUAAAUUUGUGUUACAAAAUUUAAUGAAUUGAACCGGUGCGAACUCUUUGGCACUACAAAAUGGCGUUCUCAACGCAAAAAAUAUUUUUUCAUGUACCGUUUAUGAACGAAAAAUACGGCUUUGAGUGCGUGAACCCUUGUGUAAAAUUGAAAAGUUAUCCGUCAACAACCGAUAAGCGUUCUUGGUCAGCGAGCGAUACCAAAAAGUCUCGGUUUUUGGUUGAUCUAGUCGGUUGCCAUACAUUUGUGGUCGUGCGCCGUGAGCGAAAACGCAACAGAUCUCCCAGCAAAGGUCAAGGUCGGGGGCGUACUGGGGACAAGGUACAAAGUGCGGAACACAAGAAGGCCAGAAAGAGUCCAAGUCGCUACGGGGACUCAAGAGGCCAAGAGCAAAGCUCAGGACGUCGGGCACGUUCUGAGCCAGAUAGUAGGCAUGCAUCUAGCCGCAGCCUGUUUAAAGGACGAGGUGGUUAUGGAGGUCCAGUACCGGGUCAAAGAGGACAUGGUCAGCCUGGCAGACGAUUUUCAGGACCCAAUCCGGGUUAUGGAAAUCCGGUUCAACGCCAAAGAAGUUUUCGUGGUCCAAAUCUGGAGAAUCAGGGCCGUGGCGGGCGAGGUUCAAUCGCACACCAGGCCUGGGCAGCGGUAAAUCCUGAAGAAGGGCCAAGACAGGAGCAGAGUGGCUAUGAAUGGCCCGGUCUGUAUGGAAAAGGCUCUGCUGUUCCUGAGCAGAGUGGUGAUCAGUACGGGUAUGGAGGUCCGGGCCAAAUGAGCAAUUAUGAUUGUCCAAACCGGGAACGAAAUUAUUCUGAAGGUCAAGAAAACUUCUAUAGUCUAGGAACAGAUCAAGGCCAAGAACAUGGCGGCAACGUAGAUACAGGUUAUUGGAGAAAUUUUAAUUACGGGGAUCAAGGACCAGGACAGUACCAAGUACAGGACACUUAUGAUGCUCCAAAUCAGGAGAGUGCGGAACCGGCCGACCGAGCUCAGUAUACAAAUGGUUACGAAUAUUCUAAUCAGCAGGGUGAGGGCAACUACCCUAAUUGGCACCCGGACGUUCGUGAGUUAGGUCAAGCCCACGUGCUUUACGGUGAUGAGAAUAUGGGAAGAUUGGGAGAAACUGAAGGAGGACUAGAACAGGGGGAAGGCUGGAUCAACAACGAGGGCACGCGACAGCAGGAUCAAUGGCAUGAUGAUCAGGCUGGAGAAGAACUAGGUCAAAGUUCUUACAACAACGGAACCGGAAAUCAAAGAAGUAUGUAUGACUCAUCUCAUUAUCAUGACGCAAGUUAGUCAAGAGAAAUAUGCAAGCUUUUAUCAAACAAUAAUUUUUCUUCGAAAAUUAAGAGUCGCACGUGUGAAAUAAAACUAUAUGAAGAGAAAAGUAAUACAUCAAAAUAAAACAAUAUAAAUUUGUAUGUUUGAAAAUUCA
Molecule: messenger RNA, 3953 nt
Organism: Drosophila mojavensis
Lineage: Eukaryota; Metazoa; Arthropoda; Insecta; Diptera; Drosophilidae
Gene: mRRF2
Product: ribosome-releasing factor 2, mitochondrial
Exons: 9
Coding region: 117-2345 (742 amino acids)
Biological process (GO): mitochondrial translation; ribosome disassembly
Cellular component (GO): mitochondrion
Molecular function (GO): translation elongation factor activity; GTPase activity; GTP binding
Source: RefSeq, a predicted model, not a curated record